CGGUUUGAACUGGAUACGAAACGUUGCCGCUUCCGAUUCCUUCCUGUCGGUCAGAUUUUACUCCAGUUCGGCAGAAAUGGCGGACAUGGAUGAAUUGUUCGGGAGUGAUGGGGACAGCGACAAUGACCAGCGAGAAUCUGGCUCUGGCUCUGGCUCCGGUUCAGACUCUGAGCAGGAAAGACCUCGAUCUGCCAGCAACGCUUCAGGCAGCGGCAGCGACAGUGACAGAGAACGGGAUAACGAUGAUGACGACCAGGAGGCAGGAAAAGCCAGUAUGAAUAAGGAGCUGUUUGGAGAUGACAGUGAGGAUGAGCAGCACAGUCAACACAGCGGCAGCGACAACCAAUCCGAACGCUCAGGAAACCAGUCAGACGCCAGCAUGCACUCCGACCAGGGGGAAAAUGAUCACUCUGAUGCAGAGCAGCACAGCGGCUCGGAGCACGAACACCGAGAUGAGGACGAAGACGAGGAUGACGGCGGCCACCGGUCGGAUGGAGGAAGCCCAGCUGGCAGCGGGAUGUCUGGUGGUGGAAGCCCUCAUUCUGACAGGGGCAGCGUCCCUUCAGACAGAAGUUUGCACAGUGAUCCUGGGACUCCACAGUCGGGUCCAGGUACCCCUCACUCUGAUGGGGAAGCUUCCGGCAGGGAGAACCAAUCAGACGAUGAGAAGUGGGGGGGGGGAGUUAAAAGCGACCAGUCGGAGGAUGAGGAGGAGAAACGUCGUUACUCUGAUGAAGACAGAGAGAACUCUGAUGAUGAAGGGCCGAGGAACAGGAAACCAGAGUCUGCAAAGGGCAGCGAUAGUGAAGAUGACUUCAUAAGGCAGAAAACCAAAGCAAAGCCUGCCUCUGAUUCAGAUUCAGACAGUGAUAUUGGAACGAAGAAAGUAAAGAAGACUGCAGCAGACGACCUGUUCGGAGAGGCUGACGACAUCUCAUCAGACAGCGAUGCAGAGAAGCCUCCGACCCCGGGACAGCCCCUGGAUACAGAGGAUGGGAUGGAGGGGGAGCAGGCAGAUGAGGAGCCUGCACCUGAAACUCGCAUUGAAGUAGAGAUCCCUAAAGUCAGCACUGACCUGGGAUCUGACCUUUAUUUUGUCAAACUGCCCAACUUUCUGUCUGUGGAGCCCAGACCCUUUGAUCCUCAGUACUAUGAGGAUGAAUUUGAAGAUGAAGAAAUGCUGGAUGAAGAAGGACGAACCAGGCUCAAACUGAAGGUGGAGAAUACAAUCCGGUGGAGAGUGAAGAGAGACGAGGAGGGAAAUGAAACACGAGAAAGCAAUGCACGUAUUGUCAAAUGGUCCGAUGGCAGCAUGUCCCUCCACCUGGGGAACGAAGUGUUUGAUGUUUACAAAGCUCCUCUCCAGGGAGACCACAACCACCUGUUCAUCCGACAGGGUACUGGACUGCAAGGGCAAGCUGUGUUCAAAACCAAACUCACAUUCAGGCCCCACUCCACAGACAGCGCGACCCACAGGAAGAUGACCCUGUCCCUGGCUGACCGCUGCUCAAAGACACAGAAGAUCCGAAUCCUUCCCAUGGCUGGACGAGAUCCAGAGUCGCAUCGCAACGAAAUGAUUAAGAAAGAGGAAGAGAGGCUGCGAGCUUCCAUCCGCAGAGAGUCCCAGCAGAGGAGGAUGAGGGAGAAGCAGCACCAGAGAGGCCUGAGCAGCAGCUACCUGGAGCCCGACCGCUACGACGACGAGGAGGAAGGCGAGGAGGCCAUCAGCCUGGCAGCCAUCAAGAGCAAAUACAAGGGAGGAGGAGGCCUGAGAGAGGAGCGAGCCAGGAUCUACUCAUCAGACAGCGAUGAAGGCUCCGAUGAUGAUAAAGCCCAGAGGCUGAUGAAGGCCAAGAAGUUAGACAGUGAUGAGGAGGGUGAGGGAUCAGGCAAGAGGAAGGCAGAAGACGACGACGAAACGGCCACCAAAAAGGCUAAAAAAUAUGUAAUCAGCGACGAAGAGGAGGAGGAAGAGGAUGACGAAUAAUUCACUUUUUUUAUAUAUCAUUCCACUGUAUUAUCAGUGCUCAACCUACAUGGCGUACAAACAGCCAUAUUUCGUUUUGUACAUUUUCUUAUGACCUGUGUGUAGGUGGGUGAGUGUGUCUUCGUGUGUGUGAUUGUGUCUUUGCUUGUUCAUGUUGUGUACAGCAGAGGUGAGAAAUAAAGAAAUGGUUGUCUUAUGUAACUGAA
This is a messenger RNA of Amphiprion ocellaris (clown anemonefish), 2193 nucleotides long. It is a transcript of the gene leo1, whose product is annotated as LEO1 homolog, Paf1/RNA polymerase II complex component. The transcript has 14 exons. Bases 77 to 1987 code for a protein of 636 amino acids. Gene Ontology annotation, biological process: transcription elongation by RNA polymerase II; positive regulation of transcription elongation by RNA polymerase II. Gene Ontology annotation, molecular function: RNA polymerase II C-terminal domain phosphoserine binding. Gene Ontology annotation, cellular component: nucleus; Cdc73/Paf1 complex. Lineage: Eukaryota; Metazoa; Chordata; Actinopteri; Pomacentridae. The record is from RefSeq and is a predicted model, not a curated record.